Molecule: messenger RNA, 1524 nt
Organism: Miscanthus lutarioriparius
Lineage: Eukaryota; Viridiplantae; Streptophyta; Magnoliopsida; Poales; Poaceae
Source: the annotation of a GenBank genome assembly
AUGGAGGCGGAGACGGGAGGGAAGCCAGCGACGGCGGUGGCGGCGGAGGCGAUGAAGAAGGCCAAGAAGGACGGGGUGGUCAAGGAGGUGAUACGGCUCGAGCGCGAGUCCGUCAUCCCCAUCCUCAAGCCCAAGCUCGUCAUGAAGCUCGCCUACCUCAUCGAGCGUGAGAAUGACCGUGCUGAGUUCAUGAAGCUAUGUAAGAGGGUGGAGUACACAAUCCGUGCUUGGUACCUUCUGCAGUUUGAUGAUAUAAUGCAACUGUUUUCUUUAUUCGAUCCUGUUAAUGGUGAGAAGAGUUUGGAGCAGCAGGGCAUGACAUCCAAUGAGCUUGACACUUUAGAACUCAAUUUCUUAACCUACCUUUUUCAGAUUAUGGAAAAGAGCAACUUCAAGCUGUUAUCUGACGAAGAGUAUGAGGUAGCGCAGUCUGGUCAGUAUCUUCUAAACCUCCCGAUCAAGGUUGAUGAAUCCAAGGUAGACAGCAAGCUAUUGACAAGGUACUUUAGGGAGCACCCACAUGACAAUCUACCAGCAUUUGCUAAUAAGUAUAUUAUCUUCCGUCGGGGCAUUGGAAUUGAUCAUACAACUGACUAUUUCUUCAUGGAAAAAGUGGAUGUCAUCAUAUCUCGAGCAUGGAGGUCAUUGCUUCGAGUCACAAGGAUCGAUAGAUUGUUUGCGAAGAAACAAGUACUGUCAAGAAAGGACACAAAGAAGACUGACGAAAUAAAUGAUGAUGUAGAAGAGCCAGAUCUCUACGUUGAGCGUGUUCGUCUAGAGAAAAUGGAACUGAGCAUAAAGAAUCUAUUAAGAAAAAUUACAAUUCAAGAGCCUACAUUUGAAAGGAUGAUCGUGGUGUAUAGGAAGGCUAGCUCAGAAAGUAAGCCAGAUCGAGGGAUAUUUGUAAAGCACUUCAAGCACAUUCCGAUGGCCGAUAUGGAGUUAGUCCUGCCAGAGAAGAAAAACCCUAGUUUAACGCCGAUGGAUUGGGUUACAUUUCUAAUUUCUGCUGUGAUUGGUUUGGUCACUCUAAUAGGUAGUCUAGAAAUGCCAAAGGCUGACAUAUGGGUUGUCACAGCUAUCUUAUCUGGUCUGAUUGGAUACUGUGCGAAGAUAUACUUCACAUUCCAAGCAAAUAUGGUUGCAUACCAAAACUUGAUUACAAAGUCAAUGUAUGAUAAGCAACUUGAUAGUGGGACAGGAACACUUCUUCACUUGUGUGAUGAUGUGAUCCAGCAAGAAGUUAAGGAGGUUAUCAUUUCUUACUAUAUUUUGAUGGAGCAAGGAAAGGCCACUGUACAGGACCUUGAUUUACGUUGCGAACAGCUCAUCAAGGAAGAGUUUGGUAUGGAGUGCAAUUUUGAUGUUGUGGAUGCUGUAAAGAAGCUAGAGAAACUCGGUAUUGUUUCUCGGGACUCAAUCGGGAGGAUCCUAUGUGUCCCAUUGAAGCGCGCAAAUGAGAUCAUAGGGACAACUACUGAAGAAAUGGUGAUGCGAGCCCAGCAAGCCCCUGCUGGUUCAUAA